Molecule: messenger RNA, 267 nt
Organism: Knipowitschia caucasica
Lineage: Eukaryota; Metazoa; Chordata; Actinopteri; Gobiiformes; Gobiidae
Source: the annotation of a GenBank genome assembly
AUGACUUGGAAGGGUGUUUUUCUGGGACUUCUGCUUGUCUGUGUGGCAGCAGAAGAAGAUGUCGAGAGCUCUGGUCAGAUGAGAAAGGCUUCGUGCCCUGAGAUGGAGGAGCUCAUGGCGUGUCCCCUGAACCUCGCUCCAGUCUGCGGCAGCGAUGGGAACACUUACGCCAAUGAGUGCGCCUUGUGUGUGGAGAAACAAAUGACAAAGCAGGAGAUACUGGUUGCCAAGGAGGAGAGCUGCUGUGGUCAAUUAGAGUGUAUCUAA